This is a messenger RNA of Cutaneotrichosporon oleaginosum, 1080 nucleotides long. RefSeq lists its product as uncharacterized. NCBI's taxonomy places the organism in Eukaryota, Fungi, Basidiomycota, Tremellomycetes, Trichosporonales, Trichosporonaceae. The record is from RefSeq and is a predicted model, not a curated record.
AUGCUCACUUCCCCUCCUCCUCACCACUCCUCCCAGCACCCGCCGCCACCCGACAGCAAUCAGCAGAUCACUUCGACUUUAGCCAACGCCCAGUCGCCGCCCCCGCCCACCCCUGCAUCUCGGCCGUCCCCAGAGCUCUCGGCGAAAAAGGCCAGCUCGUCUAUUCCGCAUAUCGCCCCAGCUCCAACUCAGCACACUGCCAACUCUUCGAGUCCCGCCUCAGCUUCUACCCUCAACAUGACGCCCAAUCGUCCAGCUGCAAUCUCCCGUCCACAGGCCGCAGCUGUCCCCAGUCAGGCGGAAGACCUUCCUCGUACGAUUCCCACCCCUGUCCACUAUACCCAAAUCGACAGCCGUCUUCAGCAGGUCGAGCAGGCCAUUAUCAACACUCUCGGCACGCGCCAGACCGCCACUCCUUUGCCCACCCCAUCGACGACGGACCCCGAGGAAGCCGUCACGGACGACCCAAACUGGCGUGACGGCAACCUCAUAGUUUUCGCUGGCGACACUCGCUUCCGCGUGCCCGACUUUCUGCUGUUCUGGUCCAGUCCGGAGAUGGCGCGCAUUUGGAAAGGCAAGAGCCUGAUUCGACUGGAUGUCGAUGCACAAACGUUCCGUCUCCUGCUCACUCUUGCAGACACGCUGAACCUUGACACGACACCCCCGGUGGCCGUCCUCGCCUCGCUCUUCCGACUCCUUGACCGCUGGCAGUGUCUUGUUCUUCAACGCCGCGCGUACGAGUGCCUUCAAAUCGCAAUGCGAAAUCUCGUCAUGCACCCCCUCAAGAUCCUGCAUCUCGGCUUCGCAGUCGACAGCCGAAUUAUCCGCAGCUUUGCGCUUGGCUGUCUUGCCGCCGGCAACAUUGGAGAGCAGCUGUACCAAGACUUCGAUGGAGGAAAUCCGUUCUCGCCUAGCAACUGGCGACUCUCGCUGUGGCGGACCUUCAGCGUCUUCCCUGAUGGAGUAUGGGCACUUCAAUAUGUCACGAACAGGGGUCUAGCACCCAUCGACGCCUUCCCGCAGGCCUUCGAAUUGGCUUACAGUACCGCGCGUGAACAACGUGAUCCACUGCAGGAUUAG